CGUGACAGGAAUUUAAUUCCUAUUUUUACAGAUGGAUCUAAAUCUGAUGAUUAUGUUGGCUCAGCCUUCGUCUGCCAUGAUGAAAUCGUGGCAGAACAAAUUGCAUUGAAUUCUUCCAUCUUUUUUGCAGAGUUGCAUGCUAUUUAUUUAGCUUUAAAGUAUAUAAAUAGGAAAGGUCAUCGUUCCUGUGUUAUUUACACUGACUCAGUUAGUGUACUUCAGGCUUUGAUCUCAUGUGAAUUUAGUUCUCACUCUAUAGUGAUUAGAAUUCAUGAACUGUUUUGCCAUCUUACUGCGAGUAAUUUCUUUGUAAAAUUUUGUUGGGUCCCAGGCCAUGUAGGUAUAAAAGGGAAUGAAGAAGCCGACGCAGCUGCAAAGUCAGCUACACCUUUACAGCAUACAAUGCAUGUUGAAGGAGGCGAUUUGACGCUAGUAGUUAAAAAACGACUGGCAGAGAAAUGGCAAAACAUGUGGAAUGUACAAGUCCACAAUAAACUACAUGAGAUCAAGCCAAAUAUAGAAAAUUGGACACACAAUAAACAGUAUGACAGGAGAUCUGAAGUAAUUCUUAGUCGUUUGAGAAUUGGUCAUACUCGGUUGACUCAUCAAUACCUUUUGAAGGGUGAAGACCAGCCAGUAUGUGAGUAUUGCAACUGCUUUCUAAGUGUAAAACACAUGCUUUGCAACUGCACAGCUUUUGAUCAAAGUCAUAGACAGCAUUUUGGAAAUGCAAGUCUGAGAGAGAUUUUGGGCCAGAGGCCAAAUCUUGACAAAUUAUUGAACUUUUUGAAAAUAGAUGUCAGUUCUGAUAUAUGA
This is a messenger RNA of Centruroides sculpturatus (bark scorpion), 816 nucleotides long. RefSeq lists its product as uncharacterized. The record is from RefSeq and is a predicted model, not a curated record. Gene Ontology annotation, biological process: DNA replication, removal of RNA primer. The transcript has 2 exons. Gene Ontology annotation, molecular function: RNA-DNA hybrid ribonuclease activity; nucleic acid binding. The annotation marks the transcript as partial. NCBI's taxonomy places the organism in Eukaryota, Metazoa, Arthropoda, Arachnida, Scorpiones, Buthidae.